This is a messenger RNA of Nematocida ausubeli, 4447 nucleotides long. RefSeq lists its product as uncharacterized. The annotation marks the transcript as partial. The record is from RefSeq and is a predicted model, not a curated record. Lineage: Eukaryota; Fungi; Microsporidia. The transcript has a single exon.
CAGAGAAGUAGCAGACACGCCUUAUUUUAUGUUUAGCAGUAGGAUCGCGAUGCGCAGGGAUCUUCCCGACAAGCUGUUUCUUCUGGUUGAUUCAGCAGAUCCUGUGACGGGAAGCAGUGCUGGGCAGACACACAGCAUAAAAUAUAAGCAAGUAGAAAGACCCGGGGAGCUGCCACUUGCGCGAGCCCUGAUGAGCUCUGCAGCACUAGGGUCCAAUGAACAGAAGGAAAUUGCAGACGGACUAGUGGCAAACACGUGCAGCCAAGUAGGAGACACCCGGGGGGCAAGAGCUGCAGAAGAGAGUGUAUUUGUAGACAAGCUCAGCCUGUGCUACGGAGAUGCAAAUGCGUUCACCCAUCUGAUGAUGGAGGAGUAUGAGAGCAUGCAGCAGCAUCUCCAAGAAAACUUACAGUUUGUGUCCCCGCGCCGCGUGGUGGCUUUCUACGACAUGCUCAAAGCUCUGCAGACAUACAGGCUGCUCGAGAUCCAAAACUUCAUGGCGUGGGUAGAGCAAGUCGAUGCAGCAGUGCUGGAAAUGACACAGAACAACUGCAGCCCUGGGUUAGGCAGAAACAGAGCGCCAGGUGAAGAGUGUUCUGAGCACAUACAUGCUACACGCCCCAGAAGGGACGCACUGGCAAAGGACUUGCAUCUGUUUAAGCAUCUGGUGAGCAAUGGCGCGCACCAAGUGCAGGCUCUGUUAGUCCACAUGAUGGAUAUGAUAGGAAUAUACAAAAGAAACAGCGGCCAGCUUCAAAAAGGCAUUUCUUUCAGUAUAGAAGGUGCAGAGUGGGAGAUUAACGAAACGUUCUCUCUCCUCACAUCCAAAAUAGAAGAGUUUCGGGCAGACAGGGCCCUUCACACACAGGUUCACGGCAUAAAGAAGGAAUUGCAGAGAGCAGUGCAGCGAUACUACGGCCUAGUGCAGGAGUUCGAACGCAAUCUUCAAAAAGAGGCAGAAAACAUUGAGAGUCUGCUGUCUGCAAAAGGCCCAACAGAUAAGAGAUAUAUGCCUGCAGCACAGGGCUUUUUAAAGAGCGGGAUGGCAGUGAUGGCCAGCGAGAUAGAGUUUGUUGAUAACGUGUCGAAUGGAAUUAUGCAGUAUAUUAAUACGAUUAACAAUAGAGCUAAUGCGAAGCAGAGAAUGCGCGUAAAAGACACCAAGUGUCCAUUUGACCAGUAUAUACACCAGAAAAGAGAGCAUUCAAUACACCGAGCAAGAGGACAGCCAAUACACCAGGAAAGAGGACAGCCAUUGCAAAACAAACCACACACUGCACAUACGCCUUCUUCCCACCGAGGAUCUGUGCACAGCGAGAACCAGCACCCCUCCAGCAGCAGAUCCCACGCGAAUACUGGUGGAAGCAGGCGAGAGCAGGCUCCGCAGACCACAGAAGCACCUUCUGCAAGGAUAGAUCCUACGCCACCGCCUCGAACAUGGGAGCAAGACAUGAUGCAAUCCUUUGACAGCAAAGUAAUUAGCGCAAUUAACAAUAUGCCCGAUGCAGCUAGGGCCAAUGCUGCAGCCUGGCUAAGAAAAAGCCUUGCAGCAGGAGACAUACAGCUGUCGCACGCAGCAGAGCUAGAUGCGCAAAGUACUCUGCACCCAGCCAACAACUUUCUGCUGCAGCCAUCUGCACAGAGAAAAGUUGCAGACCGCAUACAUAGCAGCAGACAGAAAGAAAAAGACGCCUCUGCAGAGAUAGAAUCUCUCAAAGACACACUGCGCGCUCUAAAGGACGAAACAACCAAGCUAUCAUCUACAUAUUCUACAAUUGAGAGCCGCAUAUCCCAGGAAAGGAAUACUACUGCAGAGGCGCACACCCACAUUAGCUCCCUUCAGAAAGACGUGUCUGCUCUGAACAGAGACACCCAGGCGAUCCUCAAGCAGAUAGCACAGACUAAAACAGCUAUAGAGGAGUAUGAAGAGAAACAAAGCGUGCAUCUUGGCAGCAGAAGGAAUAUGCAAGCCAAAAUAGACGCUCUUCUUGAGGAAACUGGGUUUGGCGCAGGAAACACAGGUCUUCUGAAAGGCUCUCCAGAUGAAAAAGGCUGCGACUCAAAAAAAAGUAUAGAGCCGCUCAGAGCCAUGCUGGUGCAGGAGAAGGCAGCAGUCGAAGUGGCUGCAUCCCAGGCUAGCGAGGCACUGGAGCACAUCGGACAGAGCACGCGCAAGGUGGAUGCGCAUCUGAACCAGACAGUUGCUUUUGAAAGUGCGUGUCAGGUAAACAUGCUCUCAGAUGCAGGCGUGUCCUCGCUCUCCCUUGCACAGACUGUGCUUUCUUCUGUGUGCAAGAGCGUAGACCAGGCUUUGCACCCAAAUGCAUCUGCGUCUUCAAACGGCACAGCCCAGAGCAAGUGCUUUGAGUACUCUGAAGAAGCUGCGCGUCUUCACGAAGAUGCAGCAAAUCACUGCAGUUACUGGCCCUUGGUGCAGGAAGGAAUAUGUGAGCAGGUGUCCAUGGAAGAUCAGUAUGCACAGACACUGCAGGAUCUUAGCAGCGAAAUAAAGCAUAUUCUGGCAGAGAUUGAAGAGACAGGAAUAGCAAAUGAGGCAGACCUGGACAGCAAGGACAAGGCCAUACAAAAAAUAGUGUCUGAGACAGUUAAUAUACGCGCACAGCUGGAUGAAACCCUUACCCAGAUCAGAGAAGGACUGACAAGAACAAGCACAGCCAGUGGUGCCAGUAUUACUCCAAAUGGCCCUGAGCACAGCAAGAAAUACAAAACAGCCAGCCAGACACUUGACAUGAUCGGGGCCUCCGCUGCUUCCUUGGAAGAGGCAGAAAGCAGGGCGAUUGCGAGAAAUGUGCGUGCAGAGAAGGAUCUGCAGCAGUGUCUGCAGGACCAUGCAGGAGCAGAAGGAAGCGGUGCUUCAUCUGUCUUCAGCGAAUACCCCACUGAAGAACACACGACCACAGAAUAUCAGCCAGGCACAGUCGGCCAAAAAGAUGAAGAACAGAUAGACACCAGCACACCUGUCCCACAGCAGACAAUUACUGCAGAAGAAACUCCCACUCCACCGCCUCAGGAACCGUCUAUUCCUGGCACAGCAGCCACUUCUCUUGAUGACCUACCCGAAAACAAGACAGAGGCCUCGAAUAUGCCUGAAGUACACAACGAACCUUCUGAUUCGCGUGGAAAAGAGCCUGAAGCAAACACAAGCCCCUCUAAAGAGACUCUUAUAAGUGAAGGUCCCACUGUCUCUGAUAAUCCAGCGCAUAUAGAAAAAACACCUCCUAUAGAAGAACUGCCAGAGAUAAACAGCCCACGCACAGAAGCGCUUAUUUCUGAAGAGAAGUCUUCUAGCGAGACACCAGCCACCAGUAAGAGUUCUUUUGCCUCUAGUCUAGACACUCCCACUGAGACUAAUAUCACUCCUACAGAGACAACUAUUUCUAGCGAACCUGCCAUCACUUCUACAGAACACACCACCCCUACUGAGACUAAUAUUGUCUCUAGUGAUACAGAUAUUCCUAUUAAUACUAAUAUUGUCUCUACAGAACCUACCACCCCUACUGAGCCUAAUAUUUCUAUAGAGACAACUAUUUCCAGUGAAUCUGCCAUCAUUUCUACAGAUCCUACCACACUUACUGAGACAAAUAUUCCUACUGAGCCUAAUAUUGCUUCUACAGAUCCUACCAUACCCACAGAGACAAAUAUUCCUACUGAGACUAAUAUUGUCUUUACAGAAAAAACUAUCUCUAAUGAACCCACUACUCCUACUGAGACAACUAUUUCUAGUGAAUCUGUCAUUCAUACAGAGACUAAUAUUGAUUCUACAGAUUCUAUCCUACCCACAGAGACUAAUAUUCCUACUGAGCUGAAUAUUGUCUCUAGUGAACCUGCCAUCCUUACUGAGACAACUACUCCUACAGAAACAAUCAUCUCUAAUGAACCUACUACCCCCACAGAAACAACUAUUUCUAGUAAUCCUACUGCCCCUACUGAAACUAACAUCUCUACAGAGACAACCAUUCCUACUGAGCCUAAUAUUUCUGGUGAUUCUGCCCCACUCACAGAGACUAAUAUCACUCCUACUGAGCCUAAUAUUGCUUUUACAGAACCUACCACACCCACAGAGACAACUACUUCUAGUGAAACUAAUAUUGCCUUCAGUGAACCUGCUAUCACCUCUAGUGAUCCUACCACACCCACUGAGACAACUACUUCUAGUGAGACAACUACUCCUAGUGAACCUACUACUGCUGAACCUACCACUACUUUUGCAAAAACUCCCACUACUACUCCAUCCACUCCUGCAAAAGAUGUCUCUCCAUAUGUUAAUUCUACCGCACAGAACUCUUCAGAAGCAUCUGCUAUAGAGGAUCCUGCAUUGCAAAAGGCCAGAAAGCCCAAUCGCCGUAAGAAAAUCUUCAACAACCCGCUGAAAUUUAAAAAACUACCACAGAUAAAUAGGACUGCUAAUGAAGGAAACAUCUUCUAA